AUGGAAGAGAUUAAUCCAAUAAGUACAGGAUUUUUUACUAGUGGUAGUAAUAUAUGGAACAAUGAUUAUGGAUCACUACCUUAUGAAGGUUAUAGCGUGAUGGAGAUGGCUUCUAUGAGAGUACUCACUCCGCCAUGGCGAGGAUGCGUGGUUUCAAUGGCGAUGGAUUAUCUCGACUGUCAAUAUUUACAAGCAGUGAUCGAAGAGGGUGAUCCAACAUAUGUUGCUAUGAUCCUCUCUGAGAUAAAGGAUUAUUUACACCAGCUCAUGAAACAUCAGUUUGGCAACUAUUUGAUUCAAAAGAUUUUUGAAGCAAAGAAAGGCAUCACUAAUAUCCAAAUAGAUUCUAUUGUUUACUUGAUUAUCUAUGAUACUCACAAGUUAAGAGACGUCUGCAAGAACAAUCACGGAACUCGAGUUAUGCAAAUAAUGUUAGAGAAUAUAAAAUGUCCAGUCACAAAAUAUGCAGUAUUGUAUAUGAUGAAGCCUAUCAUUGAUGAAUUGAUGAAAAAUGUUAAUGGUGGUUAUGUGAUUAUGCAAUGUGUGAAGGUUUUUCCACCCACACUCAAAAAGGUGAUCUUGGAUGAAUUAGCAAAAUAUUGUGUUGAAAUUGCAACACACAAGAUUGGAUGUUCAGUUCUUCAAACUUGUCUUAAAGAUAGUGAGAUACUAGCCAUGGGCUUGAUAACAUCAAUAAUCUCAAAUGCUAUGUUGCUAGCAGAAGAUUGUUACGGAAACUAUGUGGUGCAAUUUGUAAUUAAAAUGAAGUUUCCCUUAGUAAAUAAACGGAUGAUAGCAGAACUUUGUGGAAAAUUUGUUAGACUCUCUAUGAACAAGCAUGCUAGCAAUGUGGUGGAAGAUUUAAUGAAAUGUUCUAAUCAAGAUGAUGUUAAUGCUAUAGUAGAAGAGCUAAUAAAAAGCACUGGUUUCUUGAAUGUUAUUCAAGAUCCUUAUGGGAAUUAUGUUGCACAAAGAGCACUAAAAUGCACUAAGGGCUAUCUACGUAGAAAACUUUCUUUUACCAUUCGAUCCUACCGCAUCGAGCUUCAAAACCAUCCACAUGGGAAAAUAGUGUUGGACAAUGCCAAAUCUAGCAAGCGACGAUUUUUAUAUUUGAAGGAUCACAACAACUUUUAA
Vicia faba (fava bean) is the source of this 1137-nucleotide messenger RNA. NCBI's taxonomy places the organism in Eukaryota, Viridiplantae, Streptophyta, Magnoliopsida, Fabales, Fabaceae. The record is from the annotation of a GenBank genome assembly.